AUGCCCACCGCAAAGACCACUGACAGACCCUUUAAUGGCAAAAAGGGAAUCUCAAAGUCGUCCAACCCCAUCCCCUUCACACCCGCCUCCUACUCUCCUCGUCGAGCGCUUUCUCUUUCUCUAACGCAAAACACGCGAGAAGAAGGCGAAGUAGCAUCCAGAAUUAACCUCUACCCCAUCCCCACGCUCAUUCGCUCCUCAACCUCCAGCUCUUCCUCCAUCACCAUCCCCCUCCCAGCGUUGGCUCAAAAACGCCUCCUUACCUCACCCAAUUUUGGCCUCUCGUACAUUCCGGCAUCCCCAUGCAGACGGCCACCGCGCUCUAGAAUUUCCGCGCCGAUGAUGUUCAUUGUUACCCCCUCUCAGAUCUCUUCGAGCUGUGGUGGAUUCGCAAUGCGAAUGGACUGGAGAAGCUCUGAUCUAAGCACUGCGAGACGACGUCCGAUUCCUCACCCUCCUGAUAUCCGAGCUCGGUGCCGAAAUCGAAAUCGAGCUCUUCGACAAUCUCCACAAUUCGUGAGGAACGCGAACGAAGACGGCGUCGGGAAAGGAGAACUCUACAUAUUCUGUGAUCCAAAAUUCGACGUCCGUAUGCUCUCUCGAUACCCAAGGAAGCUUCCCCCACCACAGCCACUGCCCAUGGAAAAGGUGUGCACUUUCCGCUACCCAACUCUUGAACUGCCUUUCACGACGAAAUCUACGGACGACGGAAUUCAGGGUUUCCAGAUCUGA
Laccaria bicolor S238N-H82 is the source of this 732-nucleotide messenger RNA. RefSeq lists its product as uncharacterized. The transcript is spliced from 5 exons. The record is from RefSeq and is a predicted model, not a curated record. NCBI's taxonomy places the organism in Eukaryota, Fungi, Basidiomycota, Agaricomycetes, Agaricales, Hydnangiaceae. The coding region runs from base 1 to 732 and encodes 243 amino acids.